UGGCGCACGACCAAACAGGCACAUGAGCCACCGUAACAGCAUCGUCGUGAGGCGUCAAUUCUUUCCAGGACAGUCCAGCAUACAGCCUGGAAUCGUCGUUGAAACGACUGUGUUAGAUGGCACAUACAUGUUCUGGGCUGGGAUCUGCGGGAGCGAAGAAGAGGUGCCGACCGCAAUUGAAGCCGGGAGAUUAGCCAAAGACUGGGCAGUAGCGAUGCCACCCGUGAACGGUGAAAGCAGCGCAACAGCGUUGUUUCGUACGUCCGACAACGAUGCAACGUUAUCGAUGGCCGUCAGACUGGCGAAAAGACUGAAAAGUCAGGUAUUCGUGUCGUUAGAUGUCAGCGGAGCUGAGGCUGUAUUGGCUGAAAGGAGGAUUGUUGCUUCUCUUGAGAGUCGUGUAUAAGGAGUAGAGUGAUCAAUGAAGUCACAAACUGGGAGUAAUAAUCAGAACGUUACCCAACUCCGUCCUUAUGGACAACGACUUUGACCUGCCGCGGUGGUCGUCACAAGUGGACCAUGGGCUCAACGCACCACACAACUCCAGCCUAAAUGGCCCGUUGUCUUCGACGGCGGCAGCGGCUAGUGCUGCGCAGGCGUCGUACUACCGAGAACCGCCACCAGGGUCAUCGCAAUCCAUCGCUCGUUCACACAGCCUUGGGGGUGCUUCCGCCUCGGCUCGUCGACGACACCACAACCAGGAGGAGCUUGACCCCUCUUUCUAUCCUCACUUUAACGACUCCAGCAAUGGACAGAACCAGUAUCAACCUCAAUCCGAUCCCAUGUAUUACUCCAAACGCGCUGAGCCUCCACGCUCACCCCUCCGCACCCCGAAUUCGGCGCUGUUGGAUCCCUACGCACACCAGCAGGCGCAAUACUCACCGUCCACACCGCAGUACCCGUACGGUCCUCCGCAAGCCGAGCAGCGCGGAUAUACGUCGUCAAAUCCUCAGACCCACAAUCGCACGCUUUCGCAGGUCAAGGCGGAGCCCGGUACACCUUACACGCCGAACUACAACCAGGGCAACCAGUAUCUUGACCAGCUUCCUCGCCAAGGAUCGGUGUCGAAUCCGUCAACGCCCCUCUCGUACCUACACCCGUCCCCAGGCUAUUAUACGCCGGAUUCGGCCAUGGCUGUCGACCCACCUCCCCAGAAACGACGAGUUCCCGGGUUCAGAAGGAUUCGCGGGGCCCACGAUCUCCAGCCACGCACGGAUAUUCCAGCAACGAGCCGUAGGAUGGCCGCAGAUGGGACCUACCUGUCGCCUCUGCGACAACUGACGACGAAUCUCAUUGAAACCUUCCACAUCUGCAACCCGCAAUUUCGUUACGAGUCGGCCCACAAUCCUCGUCGUGUGCUAACAAAGCCGAGCAAACCCAGCCACAAUGAGGGUUACGACAACGAAGAUUACGAUUACAUUCUCUACGUCAACGAUUGGCUGGGCACCGAGGAUGGCCACAAGUACUUGAUUCUGGACAUCCUUGGCCAAGGCACCUUUGGGCAAGUCGUCAAAUGUCAAAAUAUGAAGACCCACGAAGUGGUGGCGGUCAAAGUCGUAAAGAACAAGCCUGCGUACUUUAACCAGAGUAUGAUGGAAGUGACUAUUCUCGAAAUGCUGAACAAAAAUUCCGAUCCCAACGACCAGCAUCACAUCCUCCGACUUCGUGAUUCGUUCAUUCAUCGUUCACAUCUUUGCCUGGUUUUCGAGCUUCUGAGCUCCAACCUGUACGAGUUGAUCAAGCAAAACCAGUUCCAGGGUCUGUCGACACAACUGGUCAAGGUCUUCAUGGCCCAGCUGUUAGACGCGAUGACUGUUCUCAAAGAGGCUCGGCUUAUCCAUUGCGAUUUGAAGCCGGAAAAUAUUCUCCUCAAGAGCCUGCAAUCGCCGCAGAUCAAAGUCAUCGACUUUGGCAGCACGUGCCACGAGCGGCAGACGGUAUACACCUACAUCCAGUCGCGCUUCUAUCGCAGUCCCGAAGUACUGCUUGGGAUGCCAUACACGGCCAGCAUUGACAUGUGGUCCCUGGGUUGCAUUGCGGUUGAGCUGUUCCUCGGUCUUCCGCUCUUCCCGGGCACGAGCGAAUACAACCAACUGACUCGUAUCGUGGAGAUGCUCGGUCUGCCGCCGGCUUCGAUGAUGUCUACCGGGAAGCAGACAACCCAGUUCUUCGACUCACAUGAUCAAUUCAACCCGACGACUGGCCAGAACGAGAAGAAAUGGCGCUUGAAAAGUCUCGAGCAGUAUUCUCGGGAACACGGGACCAAUGAACAGCCUGGAAAGCAGUACUUCAAAGCCAAUACGUUGCCAGAGAUCAUCAACACAGCGCCGAUGCCUCAGACCAAGACCGGAAGAACUCACGAGGUGGAGAAAGAACUCAACAAUCGAGCGGCCUUUGUCGACUUCUGCCAAGGGUUGUUAGAUCUGAAUCCUGUGACCCGAUGGACGCCCCAGCAGGCGCGUUUACAUCCUUUCAUCACCGGUGAAAAGUUUGUCAAGCCGUUUGUGCCUGAUGGGCUUGCUCCACCGGCCCCGAUUGCACCAGCCGUUGUCGACCCGAAAAGACCGUACGGCGGUUUGGUGCCCUCGCAACCCAAAGGAACCCGGGCAUACACCGACGCCGCGAGCUACAAUCACCAUCUCGGCCAACACCAAGCGUACACUGCGGCACAACAAGCCCAGCAAAAUCAAGCUGGAGCAUUCAGGAAUCCGUACAUGACACCGGCUAGCAGCCAACAACAGAGCCAGCUCAGCCAGUCCCAAUCGAACUACCCGUCGCCGCCAGAGAAUAGUUACCAAGGUCAAGGCCAGAGCCAGGUGGGCUCCGGGUACUCGCUCCCUCCGUCCGCCAAUCAUCGUGCUAUGGUCGCCGCCGGCAGCUACUCUGGUUCCCCACAGACAGCAGCAAACAACGCGUCGUACUAUCCAGCUGCGACUGCAAACGCACCACCGCAAGCUCAAUCCCAGUCGCGUGCGCGCGCAAAUACCAUCAACAAUCAGUUGGAUCCAGUCCCGCCGGCGUUGGCCCGGUUGAGGCACAUGAAUGAAGAUGUGAUCCAGGGCAGGAAUGCCUUGACUCCGGUCCUCAAUCGGGACGAUGCGAUGCAAGAAUGGGAGCGACGACAGGCUGGUGGCAAGCCUGCUGCGGCUGUGCCGUAUCCCCAACUCGAAUUCUUGCAGCAACAGGCAGAACUGGUGGCGAGCGGGAAUCUGGCUGCUGGCGGGCAGCCGAACUGGAGUAGAUACCAGCCCCCGACAUCGAAGCUGGCCCAUGUUUACCAGCCGGGAGAAACCGACGAGACUUCCGUUCGGAGGGAUGUGGUGAUGUCGAACGUUCGGUCCGCUGCUGCUGCAGGACGGGCUGAUUCUAGUCCAUAUGGGUCUGUUGCCCCGAUCACCAGUCCAGCGCAGGCUUAUACGAGCGGUGUCACGACGUCAGGCAACCGUUACGCAGCAACAUAUGGGCAAGGUGGCCCGCCCCAAGUCAAAGGUCCGCCGUCGCUACAACCUGCCCAGUCCAGCCAGUCCAGCCAAGGAUUCGAUGCCCGUGCUGAUAUCGGUGGGUUGUUCAUGCCGAUGCAGCCCGACCAGUUUCAGCCGUACUCGCCCGGUGGCGCCCCUCGGAUGGCCGGGAACGUCGUCCCCCCAGCCCAAGCGGUGCCGCCCUCCUUCUACGGCUCGGGUGUACUCCCCCCAGUCGGAGCGGCACGCAAUCCGUUUGGACAAGAUCAGCAGCAGCAGCAGCAACAGCAGCAGUUGGGCUCGGUUAUGAAGGAUGGCCGUAGAGCGAGCAAUGGGGCAGGGGACUCUUGGCCGAGAUAAUCUUGUUGUCUAAAUCAUUACCUUUUCAUCCAUUUCUCUCACUCACUCACGCACUGACUUGUGAGCCAGCCUCGCAGCUGUAUAUAUUGUAAACGACAUGAUCUUUGCAGCAAUGUAUACUCCAUCCACAGCGGGGAUUCCUGCGUCGAGUCUAUUCCAGUCUAUGCCAAUGUUUUGAAGACCUCUUCGACUUCCCAGGCUCCUGUCCAGUAUUUGACGGAACACUUGAGCCCGCCGUCCCUCGCGAUCCGCUUGUGAAGGCCUCCGAACGUGCGACAGAGAAGCAAAUCUUGACUGCAGUCCGAAUUACUUCGCUCCCUUGACCACCGAAUAUCAAGUCGGCUUACCUGCGCAAACGGAGUGCCGGGCAGAAGUCGUUCGAUCCAUCUCCAACAUAGACGACACGGUCGAACGUGGGCUCAUGUCUCGCAUAAAAGGUCUCAAGUUCCUCCCCUAUUCGAGACAUCAGUGACUGGCGACGCAAACGAGGUGUGCACAACCUUUGCACAUAUUCGCACUGCAACCGACCGUGCAGGCAUGCUGAGGACCACUAGGGUCAACGCGCCGCCGGAGAGCGAGCAGACCCGUUUCAGUCCACUCUGCCGGGUUUGUCACAAUUUCUGUGAACAUCGACUCGAGGCCUUGCUCCUGAUGAACAUGAUGCGUUCGUAAAUAUUAUUCGGUGGGUCGCGUAGAUAGCCUCACCUUGAGAAUGGUCGAGAUGUAGAUCGAGUUGGCAUUGGACAGGCAGAAAAAUGUCGUUUUUCCACCUGCAUUGAGGUUUUUGAUAGCACGGACCAUGGCUGGAUGCUAGGAUCGCAUGUGAGUGUAGAACUGGGGAGAGGAAAGAUAACAGACGAAUGGCAUGAUCCGUAACGCAUUCUCCAGCUGUUCGCGUGUGACACCACGCGCAUGUGCAUCGCGAAGUGCUUGCGCACUUUCGCACUCAUCGAUGAGAAGGACAGCAGCGCAGAGGGAACGCAGGGUGGCCGUACAUCAUAUCCGUGAACUGGAUCCCUCCCUCGUUGUCCUCGAUCCAGCGCCGGAUCUCAGGCGCGUUUACUUCAAAUACCCAGCGAUCCGUGUCAUUGUCUGCCAUAGAGUAGUCGAAAUCGAACACGACCAGUUGACGCGCCAUGUUCGGUGGACAAUGAAGAUAAUGAGUCUGACUCAAAUGUAUGAUUGACGUGAUCACAUUAGAUAAUCGAGACAACUUAUUGACGGGGUUCGCGUUGGACGCCUACAUGCAACAAACUACAUGCCCACUUCCACAACUGUAGCCGCGAAGGCAUCAUACAAAAAGCUAUCAGGAUUGUUAGAACUCACAGACACCCACCUUCAGUGGACGCAGGAUGGAAAGAGCCCUUCAGUUCGUGUGCCGCUCACGCAGGUUCACGGGCUUUUUUCCAGUAAAGAGGGCGCAGCGCAAGUGCGGCUGAAAAUAAGUCUGGUGGGCGAUGAUAACGGCCACAGCUUCGCUUUCACGUCACCGAAGGCUAUUGCGGAGCGAGACCGAUUCAAGGCGGAACUCACGACAGUUUUGAGUCAGAAUAGAGCCGCGCAAGAUGUCGCUGCCCGCGCGCCUGCUCCCGUCGCGUCCUCCCACACUCCAGCUCCCAUUGUUACUCCCAAAACACAGCCCGCGACCCCGACACCCCGACAACCCUCGGCGACCCCGUCGCGGGCCGUAUCUGUCUCGUCAAGCGACUUGCGAAAUGUGACGAUUAUACCGGGGAUCGACGCCGCGAUGGACCUGCGGUUGAGGAAGACAGUGCUGAUGAGCAACCCUGCACUCGCGUCACUGCAUCGAGACCUAGUGGCCAGUGGUCAGUUGACGGAAACUGAGUUUUGGGACGGCCGCGAGCAUCUUCUAUUCUCCCUCGCAUCUUCUGAAUCCCAACGCAAGGGUAAAUCCGGUCAAAUUGUGGAUCCUCGUCCAGAGACGGUCGACGGAGAGAUCAAGAUUGUCAUGACCCCUCAGCUCAUCCAUGACAUAUUCGAUGAAUAUCCGGUUGUUGCGAAAGCGCAUCGUGAAAACGUCCCUAGCAAGCUCACGGAAGCGGAAUUUUGGGCACGGUACUUCAAAUCCAAGCUGUAUCAUGCUCUGCGCGCUUCUAUCCGGUCGACUGAAGUACAACAUGUGGUACAAGAAGACCCCAUCCUGGACCAAUACAUGCCCAAGAUCGAUGACGGCCUAGAACCUAGAAACCAACGCAAUGAGCGAGUUGAACUCUUUGUCGAUCUUGGUGCUACGAACGAGGAUCAUGCUGAGACUGGGAAUGAAAAAGAUGUAACCAUGCUGCCGGGCAGGCAACGCGGUGCUCUGCCUCUCAUUAGGAAGUUCAAUGAACAUUCCGAACGGUUGUUGAAUGCGACGUUGGGUGACAUUCCUGCUGCAAAACGUCAGAAAAUCAACACCGACGGAGAAUACGGGCAAAUUGAUCUCGAUGAUCUGCAUGACCCUAGAGCUCUGAGCGGUAUCGAGCUUGAAAUGCAAGACAGGCAGCGGUACUUUGAGGGCGGAGUCUCUGCAUCCGAUACCGAGGCUGAAAAUGGACAGAGGCCAUUUGACUUGAGAGCCUCCUGCGAAAAACCCAAGCAGAGUUGAACAGCUGGGAGACAAACCUGAUCCAGCUUCAAGUCGACCGCAAGCCAGCUGACGGUGCUUUGUUAGCCAUGACAAAAAAUGUUGCGUCCCGGCUGGACGUCAAAGCGCGAAAAAAUGACAUUCCUCCCGCUGUGUUCCGCCAGAUGCAAAUUUGCCAAGCCGCAACGAACGAGUUCUUGAGACAGUUUUGGGGAGCUACCUAUCCGCCCAGCGCAGACCAAGUGAUCUCGCCGCAAACGCCGACACAACGAGCCGCUAAAGCCGCAAAGAUGAUGGAUAUCUAUACAAGACGCAGGAAAAAGUCGACGCGCUUGUCUCCAUGGGCCCAGGUCACAGUGUAGAUCCCCAGAAAAUUGAAAUUGGUUUGAAUCCAGUCCUGAAUGCGGCCAAACGCGCCAUAGCAUUCCAUCAUGCCAAGAUCUCGAAACCGACCCGCGGCUGAGAUGGAUUACCUGUAGCAUGCAUUAUGUAUCAUCCAUUGUAAUAUACAUACAUAUUCAUAAAGUCCUAAUACGGGUUUGGCUGUCUCUGCAACGGAGGACCCGAGCCGGUCGUGCACUCGUAAGUGGUGAACAUGACGAGCAGAUGUAGCCCCAACGUGUAGACAAUGAAGAAGGCGCGUGUUCGCCUGUUCCCGAGAACCCCUUUUGUGAGAACGAGAACGGCGCGCUCAAUGGGGUUCAGAUUCUGAUAAGCUCGCGUGGCUUCCUGCAGCUAAGAUCAGUCGGGCUGGAAAAACAUAGAGCAGGCGACUGACCCUUCCGCGGAAUGCUUCAAAGGGGUUGAUGGCUUGUUCAUACCUAGCUCUGUACUUGGUCAUGUCGUCCGUCCCCGACUGCGCUGGCAAUGGAUCCAGUUGCGACGUCACUGGUCGCGUGGCUCCUCCACCCUCUUCCCUGUAACUCUGCAUGUAGCGGACUUUUUCAUACAGCUUCAGGUUGUCCGUCUGAAGGUUUUUGAUCUCUGUCCGAAGCUCCGAGAUGAUCUGGAAUUGUUUGCGCAGUUCCUGCCACGCACGACUGGUUAAGCGGAAUCGUCCAGCGGGAAACUGAAGAGUCACACACCUCCUCUAAUUCAGCAUUCCGUUGACGGAAGCGAUCUCGUUGGCUCGUUACGAUAGGCAGGAUGGUCGUAUCGGCAGACGAGAAGGGGAUCGGUGUCGUUUUCACCGGUUGUUCCUGGCUCAUCAACAACUUUGGGACAAGAUGCCAUGCUGAGUCAACGCACUGGUUUCCGACCAAGAUCCAGACCGCCCAGAACAUCGUCCUCAUCCUUUGCUGCGUCUCCAUUUGUGUGCGAGUUCAUAGACAGAAGAUCAUUCUCCAGCUUCUCGUUGAGGAUCUGCUGCUUUCCAAUUCGCUGCUGGCCGUGGCCAAACUCGCCUCAGUGUCAUGCAACGUGGUCUCGAGUUCAGUGUGCAAGAUCUGAUCCAUUGAGCAGAAGAUCGAGAAGGUAGAUGUUAGUAAGCUGACCCGAAUCUUCGUCAGUUCCUCGAGCAGACGUUUAUUCUUGGUGGCCAACAGUCCUUCCAACGUGUUACCGGGCUCGGCAUUGGCCUUCUGAGCGUUCGGAUUCGGAAGUUUGAUCUCAGCAUCGCCAUCGUCGUCAUUGUCGUCAUCCAGACCGGCGAAUUCGACGUA
Molecule: messenger RNA, 8069 nt
Organism: Mycena citricolor
Lineage: Eukaryota; Fungi; Basidiomycota; Agaricomycetes; Agaricales; Mycenaceae
Source: the annotation of a GenBank genome assembly